CUGUUUAUGUUUGUUUGAAUUGAGUUGUUUGUUCUCAGAGGUCAGAUGUGCUUGGUUGAAAUAGUUUUAAGACAGUGCAUUGUCAUUCGAACAAACAGGUGGAUAGUUCGAAUCUGGUUGAUGAAACUCUUAAAGUAACAACGUAAAAUGGCAAGUGAAAUUGUCGUAUUAACAGACUCAGAUGAUGAUGUUCACUUCUGUGGAAUUUCUCCGGGUAAGAGGAAUGUUUUACACGAAGCCCUAAAUUCUGAUGACGAGUUGAUGAAUCUAGAUUUGGAUUCCCCACCACGUAACAAUGAAAAUAAAGAUGAAGACUUUGAUUUUGAAAUUCUGGAAACUGAAGUAAGAACAAGUUUAGCAGAAAGAUUAGGUUAUGAGACUUACACAACAAGGCUUGUUUCUUCUGAAACCCAAAAUGCCAAUAUACCAAAAGUUAAUUGUCCCAUAACUGAAUCUGUAAGCAAUUAUAAUCAGCCUGCAAAAAAAACAACUAAAACAAAGGAGGACAAGGCCUUUGACAAAGCAUAUGAUAAAGCUUGUAAAGCAGCAGAAGCAGCAAAUAAAAAGUUCAAUAGAUCAUCAGAAUGCCUUAAAAGUCUUACAGCACUUAUUGAUUCACGCCUACUGGAUUCAAUCUCCAACAGUGGCAGCAUUUUAACUCAACUCCAAGAAUCUGAAAUGAAGCACUCUAUUGUUGUGUCUUCAGUGUCUAAUUCAGUGUGUUGGAAGAGGGAAAAAGUUAAUCAUCGUGUAAAUGAAGAUGCCAAGGUCUGUUCGACAUCUACGUUUGUUGAAGAAGAUGAGGGAUUGGUUGUUAUGUUAGCCCAAGAAUUUGUUUUACUAGCCCAAUCUUCAAUCUGUGACUGUGUCAACACAAUUUUAAGAAAUCUAAAGAAAAAGAAGCUUACCCUGGUCGUUUAUGGCCUGUCUGCAUACCUUAAAGACCAAUCCCGCAAGGAAAAACGGCGAUUUCGUGAACAUGUCUCUGCUACUGCUGAAAACACCAAUAAGAGUAGUAAGAAGGUUGAUGUUCCGAUGAACGAAGAUGUUGUGUUCACAUCUGCUGACAUGGAAUCACUGAAAGUAAAAUUACUCCUACAAACCGACUGUUCAUUGUGGCCGGUUGAAACAGCUGAGGAGUUGGGUAAAAUUAUUGCUCGGAUAACAAAAGCCGUAGCUGAGCGCCCGUUCAAAGAAGAAAGACUAGAACAAACAUUUGAUUUUUAUGCUGCCGAUGUUAGUGGCAAUAUAAAAGUAAGCAAAGACGGACAUGGCCUUGAGCGCCUUUGGCAGCAACAACUUAUGCAAUUUCCACUGGUUGCAUUAGAAACAUCUCAAGCCAUCGCUUCUAGAUACCCAUCCCCUCAAUCUUUAAUCCAGGCUUACAAAACUUGUGGUAGUGACAAGGACGCUUCAUUGUUGCUUCAAGAUAUACCGAUUCGCCGACAUGCUGGACCUCUCUCCACUUCGAGGAAAGUAGGACCAGAACUCAGUAAAAAAAUUCACAAAUUUCUAAUGAGUAGAGACGGUUCUACAAUUUUGUAACGUGUUUUACUGUUCAUUUUCUUGAUGCAAUAUUAAGUGGGUUAACACCAGAGGCAUCUUUAUCCGGAAUAUAGUGCUGAUAAAAA
This is a messenger RNA of Daphnia pulex (common water flea), 1631 nucleotides long. RefSeq names its product crossover junction endonuclease EME1-like (gene mms4). Gene Ontology annotation, molecular function: DNA binding; nuclease activity. The transcript has 9 exons. Gene Ontology annotation, cellular component: nucleus; Holliday junction resolvase complex. Bases 148 to 1545 code for a protein of 465 amino acids. Lineage: Eukaryota; Metazoa; Arthropoda; Branchiopoda; Diplostraca; Daphniidae. Gene Ontology annotation, biological process: double-strand break repair; replication fork processing; resolution of meiotic recombination intermediates. The record is from RefSeq and is a predicted model, not a curated record.